Molecule: messenger RNA, 855 nt
Organism: Olea europaea var. sylvestris
Lineage: Eukaryota; Viridiplantae; Streptophyta; Magnoliopsida; Lamiales; Oleaceae
Exons: 3
Coding region: 203-604 (133 amino acids)
Source: RefSeq, a predicted model, not a curated record
GGGCCGCAGUGGGCUUAAUUCCUCGGACUUGACUGAACGAGACAGCGCCCCAUAAACGCAUCUAACACGUAUCAUAAAGAAUUCAAGCACAACACCAAAAGCAGAAGCAGAGGUUCCUCGAUUCUCUCUUUGCUCCGCUCCGCUUCCUGAUUGGGAGUUUCAAUUGAAGACUACAAUAGGAUUUCUGCAAGCAUCAAUCAUUAUGGAGUUUGUAUCGUAUGAAAAUCUAAAAGAUAAGAACAGUGGAAGCACAGAGAAAGAGGUUGCAGAAGAUGUUCAACCUCAGAACAUGAGAGAGAACCUUAUAGAACAGCCUGCUUCUUUUAAAGACAUUCCAGAAGUUCAUAAGUUUGAUUUUUCCAAUGAGCAUGUUUCUACUGCAUCUAUAGAUGCUUAUGGAGAUGUCAACAUGGAGGCCUCUAUAACAGCUGAUGAAGUUACGAGGGCUGGAGGCUUUGGAGCUCGAGACGAUAUAAGUAGUUUUCUUCCAGUUGCAAGCGACUCCACUGAUUUUGAGGCUUCACUUCGUGAUGCUCGUGACUACGAAGAUUUGCAGGAAGCAAGUGGUAGGCCUGGCCUUGGCUGGAAAGGUGAUGCAAAGUGAAUUUAUUCCUGUUGCAACGUUACAUUAUGUUUUCUUCUGAUAUUUCUUGCUCCUUUAGACUUAGGGUCCUGUUCUUGAUUGAAUAUGUGACUUUAUUGUAUAAGCGAUGUUGUUAAGUUCAAGUGGCAAUUCUGGGGUUCAUUCUCCAUUCUGAAAUUCGCUGUAGCUUUUCAUUUGUUCAUCUAGAAAUGACGCUUGAUGUUCCCGUUCCUUUGUGGAUGUUAAUAAAUGUCUUAAGUGCAACACUCUCA